Corylus avellana is the source of this 778-nucleotide messenger RNA. Lineage: Eukaryota; Viridiplantae; Streptophyta; Magnoliopsida; Fagales; Betulaceae. The record is from RefSeq and is a predicted model, not a curated record.
AUGCCUGAAGUGGAUCUGCAGGAUUCGUUUCCCUGUGAAAGGAGUGCAGCCUACGAUAACUCUGUCAAGAUCAUAUUGAUCGGUGAUGCCGGAGUCGGAAAAACCAGCCUCAUCGCUAGCUACCUCUACUACUCCAUCGAAACUCCUCAGUCCACCAAUGAUAUGGAUUUGAAGUUCAAGCUGCUCACUGUAGGUGACACGGAAUUGAUGCUCAAAAUUUGGGACACUGUUGGACAGGACAAAUUCAGAACACUAACAGAGUCUUUUUAUCGAGGUGCCGACGGGAUUAUUCUUGAAUUCUGAAAGAGCUGUAAGCCGAGAGGAGGGACUUGGACUAGCAAGGACGCUCAAAAGUUUGUUUUUUGAAUCUAGUGCUAAAACUAGAGAAAAUGUGAAGGAGUGCUUUGAAACGCUUGCACUACAGAUAAUGGAGGUUCCUAGUCAUGAGGAAGAAGAAUCUCCGGAGCAGAUAAACCCUAUCCACUUGAUAAUGGAACUUUCUGGUGUUGGUGGUCUUGUUGAUGUUCUCGGUGGUAUCGGUGGCGGUGGUGGUGGCGGUCGCGGUCGUGGUCGUGGUCGCGGUCGCGGUCGCGGUUUUCGUGGUGGCGGUCGUGGUAUUCGCGUUCCUCGUGUUCCCCGUGCUCCUGUUGUUCGUACUUCGUGCGGUACCUGGCCGGUGCUAAAAAGCAAGAUUCACUUAUCAUGAACAGAUCGUCUACAUUUUAAUUUCUCUUUUAAUUUUUUACUACUCCUCUUGGCGAGGAAUGCUUCUAUGCAU